GGGGAGGAAAGGAUCAGCAACCUCUCGGCCUGCCGCUACUGCCACAAGCUUGAGCCUUCAGAAUCAAGCAGUUGUUGCCCAUAAUGUUUGAUGAUGACGAUGGAGUGGAGCCACACUUCGAGGAUGUGAACGAGUACUAUUUUGAGGAUGGUGAAAAGAAACCUGUUUGUUUCAGUAUCUUGCCUUUCCAGUUUGAUGAGAAUGAUAAAGUGACAUAUUGCAAUAUCGAGAAGAAUGUAUUUUUACGUGGAAUUGCGGAUAAAAGCCUUCAUGUAUACAAGAAGGUCAUAGCUUGGAAGAUAGGACUUGACAGUGAGAAGCCCAACAUCUGUAUGCUUUCUAUUGAGAACAAGUGGAUAAAACUGUUGAAACCACGAAAAUGCUAUGGAGAGUUUGUUCGAUCAGUUUUGAUCACAGUCCAAAUGCUCCACUUUGUUCGGAAGAGGGACCAGAGAAGUUGUUUGGAUCACGUUUGGGAUCACCUUGAUGAAGUUUUUGGUAAAUAUGAUACGAAACCUAUGGAGGAUGACUUGAUGAAGCACCAUCGCCUAAUCAAGUUGUUUGUAGAGAAUGAUGUAACAUUGAUGAAGUCAAAGAUUCUGCGAAGGCUUAUUGAGAAUGGCUUUAAAAGGACCAAAACGGCCUUAGGUCCGGAAGCACAAUUCAUUGUCGAUGAUGAGCAACAUGUGACAAAAAACCAUGGUAACCAUUAUCAUAACAACGAUGACAAUGGAUAUGCUAGCGAUGAUGAUGAUGAUGAUGGCACUGAUCAAAUAUGCGCUUUAUGUGACGAUGGGGGAGAAUUGCUUAGCUGUGAAGGUCCAUGCAAGAGGUCUUUCCAUCCCACAAAGGAAGAUGGAAGAGAAUCUAAAUGCAGAACUCUUGGUUACACUUUGGCAGAAGUAGAGAGAAUGUGUCCAUUUUUAUGUGAAAACUGCAAAAAUAGGCAACACCAAUGCUUCAGAUGUGGACAGCUUGAGCCAUCCCAUGGGCCAAAUGCUAAGGUGUUUCAAUGCAAUAAAGAAUCUUGCGGAUAUUUUUACCACCCUAAGUGCAUUGCACAAUUACUGGAUCCUAAUGCCACUGAUGGAGCUUGUGAGUUGGAGAGAAGGAUUAUGGAAGGCAUGCCAUUUUCGUGCCCCAUACAUUGGUGUUUCAAAUGUGGAAUCAUGGAGAACAAAACUCAAAGAGGACUUAAGAUUGCGGCGUGUAGACGCUGUCCAAGGGCAUAUCACUUGCAAUGUCUUCCAAGAGAAAUAUCCUUCAAAACAAAAGACAAGGAUAUCAUCAAACGUGCUUGGAAGCUUUCCGAAACAAUUUUGAUUUACUGCCUAGAUCAUGAGAUAGACAAGGCUACUAGAACAGCUAGAAGGAACCAUAUAAAAUUCCCAGCUAUGCCUGAAGGAAGCACAGACAAGGUGACUGGCAAAAGGGAAAAUAACACUGACCAAUCAACAAAAUCUAUAGAAUCGCCGAACAUGUUGUGAAGAUAAGAAAGAGAACAAGCCCAUUGUAGCUGUGAAAAACACAUCGCCCCUGAUUGUUCUAGAAGCUCAGUGUGCAGCAAAGCGCUUGAAGGGUUAUCCACAAUUUGAAGAGCUUAUGGUUGGUGGUGCUAGUCAAAAUGGUGCAGAAACUGUGGAAGGGCACAAAAAGAAAUUUGGCAUUUCAUCUUCAUAUGCUAUUGGAGAAAUACCAAUGAGCUCAUCCUGUGCUGUGAGUACUGAAACAGAGAAGAGAUAGCUCUCAAUGUCCCUGUUUUCACCUGUUUUAUACUUUUGCCCACGGAAUAUACGGAUAGGAUUAAAUUUCGCUGUUGAUGACUUCAAAAGGCAUUACUUUUUAAGCUAUUUUCCAUGGCCAUGAUGUACAGCUACUAAUGAUCACUGGCGGAGCCACAUUGUGGUCAAAGUGGGCCGUGGCCCCCCCUUGCUCCAUGAAAAACUUGCAUGGCUACAUGCUGUAUUCACCAUCCUCAAGAUUGGU
Molecule: messenger RNA, 1986 nt
Organism: Setaria italica (foxtail millet)
Lineage: Eukaryota; Viridiplantae; Streptophyta; Magnoliopsida; Poales; Poaceae
Product: protein ENHANCED DOWNY MILDEW 2
Exons: 10
Coding region: 84-1487 (467 amino acids)
Source: RefSeq, a predicted model, not a curated record